AUGAACACAUCCCCGCAAAGAAGACAAACUAGGAAGUCAUCGCAGCCGGACCAAGACACCUAUGUGCGACUGAUAUCUGACUUGUCGGACAAUAUCGAGAAUAGCGUGCCGGCUUCCAAGUCGUCGCUCAUUCUUGCCCUCCUCUACACGUGCUACUCGUGGUGGUGUCGCUUGAAAAACAUCCUCCCGUCGCAGCUUCAAGUAUACUCACGGCAGCUCUACGUCUUGAAAAUGGCUGGCAAGACGUUGCUGCGGUGCGCGCGCGCGGCGAGAGUGCUGCCAACCGUGUUCAUUGCAACGGUCUUCGGCUUCCUUGCCGCCGUCAGCUUCACAUGGAUAUGGUGGUUUGCCCGACGUCGUUGCAUCUGGAUUGUAUAUCGCUUGGUCAUCCCAUUUAUAUUGAACUCGCUCAUUGCGCUGAUUCCCACCAGCAUCCCGGCCAUUGAUGAUGCGCAUUGGGCCCGCAGUGUUCUCACAGCGACGGCCAUUUUUGCGAAGGUGACGCGAAGAGGGAGGUAA
This is a messenger RNA of Akanthomyces muscarius, 519 nucleotides long. RefSeq lists its product as uncharacterized. The record is from RefSeq and is a predicted model, not a curated record. The transcript is spliced from 3 exons. The coding region runs from base 1 to 519 and encodes 172 amino acids. Lineage: Eukaryota; Fungi; Ascomycota; Sordariomycetes; Hypocreales; Cordycipitaceae.